Camelina sativa (false flax) is the source of this 3073-nucleotide messenger RNA. Its product is annotated as E4 SUMO-protein ligase PIAL1. The record is from RefSeq and is a predicted model, not a curated record. Gene Ontology annotation, biological process: protein sumoylation. Gene Ontology annotation, cellular component: chromatin. Lineage: Eukaryota; Viridiplantae; Streptophyta; Magnoliopsida; Brassicales; Brassicaceae. Gene Ontology annotation, molecular function: zinc ion binding; SUMO ligase activity.
CUAGCGGCCGUGUUGUGUCGGUUUAGAGAAUCAUUAUAACUCACGACCCCCGGAGACUUCUCGAAGAAGGUGAAGUAUCUCCAAGAUUCAAUGGUGAUUCCGGCGACUUCUGGGUUUGGGUUUCGUUCUGAACUCAGCACCAAGGAGUUUCAAGCUUUCUGCAUCACUCUCGCUAAUGAAAUCGAUGCAGCUGUUGGGAAAAAUGAAGUUCCAGGGAAUGUUCAAGACCUGGCUUUAGUCCUCAAUUAUGUGUGCCAUCGUAUAUGUGAUGAUCUUCAAACGAGGGCGGUGGUAAUGACGCUGAUGAUCUCAGCUAAGAGUGCUUGUCAGCUUGGAUGGUUCCCACAGACAGAGACUCAACAACUGUUGGAUAUCAUAGACUUGAUGUGGAAUAGUUUCAGCAGUCCUGAAAUUGUCACUCCUAAUGUAGAUAGUCCCGUCAGUCUAAUUUCGGAGGUUAUAGAGAAGUUCUAUCCAUGUGUGAAGCUGGGGCAUAUUGUUCUUUCUUGUGAGGCGAAGCCAGAAUCAAAGAUAUUGGUGAAGGAUUUCCAUAUUUCAAAGAAGAUGCCACAUUCUCUUAAACAGAAAGUAGGAUUAUUUGUUGUCCGGACUGAAGACAUCAGCAAGUCUAAUUGUAUUGUACAUCCACAAAAAGUCAGCUUUUUGUUGAAUGGAAAGGGCGUUGACAAGAGAGUUAACAUCUCAAUGGUUUGUGCAUUUUGUUUAUUUCUCGGAUAUGGUUUAGAAGUACUUACUAUGAUGCAAGUAAUUGUCGUUGUCAUUUCUUUUCAGGAGUCAGGGCCGCAGCUUCCGACGGAUGUUACUGCCCUGGUCAACGCUGGGGCAAAUCUUCUACAAGCAAUAGGCUGUUUUGGAGGUAGUUACUUAAUUGCUAUUGCUUUUAUCGAUGUCAUACCGCUGCCAGACAAACCGUUGCUUAAAGAUUACGUUCAUCCUGAAGUCAUUGAAUCAAAUUCAGAUUGUGACAUAAUUGAGGGGCCAUCAAGGAUAUCUCUCAGUUGUCCUAUCAGCCGAACGCGUAUCAAACUUCCUGUGAAGGGUCAUGUCUGUAAACAUCUUCAGUGUUUUGACUUUUGGAAUUAUGUCAACAUGAAUUUGAGACGACCAUCAUGGCGCUGCCCGCAUUGCAAUCAGUCUGUUUGCUAUACUGACAUCCGUGUAGAUCAAAAACUUAAAAAGAUUCUAGAAGAGGUGGGAAGUAGCGCUGCUGAUGUGGUUAUCACUGCUGAUGGAUCAUGGACGGUUGUAACAGAGAACGAUGAGGACGUGGAACUAGUACCUGAAACCACUCAUGACCAUGGAGAUCCAAAUAGUUUCAUCAACUUGGGGCCUACUGUUUUGCAUCUUCCUAGAGAUGAGAAUGAAAUGGAAACAUCCAGUGGCACGCAAGUCCAUGAACAGAAUCUUUGUUUAUCUGAGAUUCAGGCUCCGUCAUAUAACGCACAUGAGCCUACUACAGAUUAUACUAUGCUUAACCACUCGUCUGCGUCAAUCAACACACUGCCACAAUUGCCAGAAUCUUUGAAUGCGUUUGAUGGGCAACAAUUCUUACCAUCCUCAUCUCCACAAGAUAGAUUAGCUACUAAUGCGUCAAACUUUGACACAUCAAUGCCGGUUGCUCAGUCUUCUCAGUUUCAAGGCUCACAUGUUAUGCCCCUUGAAAAUUGUGUAGGAAGAACCUCUGAUUUGAUGGAGAGAUGGAACCUCAUCCAUGGACGUGGCAUUAAUCAGACUCAAUUGCCAUCCGCGCCUCUGUCGCAGCAUCAUUAUGCAAUGCAGAAUUUGAGCCAGUCCCCUGCACAGCAUAGACCAAUUCCAUCUUACAUUGCACAUCCUCAAACUUUACCUGUCAACUACGGAGGGAACGCUUACCAAAGAUCGAUGCCACCGAUGCCACAUUCCAUUACAUACAUCCAAUCAUUACUUAACUACGGAGGGAACUCCCACGGAAGACCAAUGCCAUCUUCCAUUACACAUAGCCAUACUUUACCUGUCAGCUACGGAGGGAACGUCCACCAAAGGUCGAUGCCGUCUUCCAUUACACAUCUCCAAACUUUACCUGUCAACUACGGAGUGACCGCCGACCAAAGAACGAUUCCAUCUUCCAUGUCACAUAUCCAAACUUUACCUGUCAACUACGGAGGGACCUCCGACCAAAGACCCAUGCUAAGACCGAUGCCAUCUUCCGUUACAAAUCUCCAAACUUUACCUGUCAACUACGGAAGGACCAACGACCAAAGACCCAUGCUAAGACCCAUGCCAUCUUCCAUUACACAUCUCCAAACUUCAUCUGUCAAUUACGGAGGGACCAACGACCAAAGACAUAAUCCUGGUGGUGCAACGGGACAGUUAUCAUCACGAGAGUUCAUAAAUUUGCCUCCUGCUAGCACUGCAAAUUGGCGCCAACCGAGCCGGAUGCGAGGCAGCAUAGAACCUGGUACGGAAUAUGACCAUAUGAUCAUUCGACCUACGCGGCCAGUUCAAGCACAAGCUCAAACGCUUCCUCCGCCUCGAUCAACAGCUCAUAAUGUAACUAAUGAGAGUCAAGCAUUUAGCUAUCCCGUUGGUACUAACGAAACACAAGCUGGGACAAAUUCAUAGCCGGUGGCCGAGGGUCUUGGGUUGUCAGGGUCGUUUUGGUCAAUGCCUCCUGAGACAUGGUGAUAUCUGAUGACUUAGAGAUUGUAACACGCGGUUCAUAGCGAUAGGAUGCAUCACUAACACAAUCUGUCUGUAGUAACAGUAGAUAAGCCCUUUUUUGUUUUUGUUUUUUUGGUACUAACCUCUUUAGGCUUCCGGUACAUAUAUGGGGCUAGUUCUUGAUGUAGCGUAUUCUUUAGAUUCACUUCCUGUGACACAUUUAGGGUAUGGUUUGACUACUUUGACCGAUUGACGAUCACAAUAUAGCAGGUCCAGAUCAGUUUCUUCUGAACCGGGAAACUUUAGCCCACACAACCAUGUUUCUACUUUACUAGUGGCUUUGGUUCUGUGAUAUGUGUUUGGUUUUCUGUUGAAGAAUGAGAAACUUGUUGAUAGGUUCGUUACUUGCCAA